Messenger RNA from Ficedula albicollis (Collared flycatcher), 12398 nucleotides. RefSeq names its product complement component 3b/4b receptor 1 (Knops blood group) (gene CR1). The record is from RefSeq and is a predicted model, not a curated record. The transcript has 64 exons. NCBI's taxonomy places the organism in Eukaryota, Metazoa, Chordata, Aves, Passeriformes, Muscicapidae. Bases 293 to 10552 code for a protein of 3419 amino acids.
UUCCUCCCCUGGAGCCACAGCUUGGGGCUUUUCUGCUCUGGGAACGGAGCUCUGGAAAAUCUGCGUAGGCCAGUGCUCAGCGCCAGCCCCAGCACAAAUAAGGGCAGGAGGACCAGCAGGCUCUCCCCGAGCCUGCGAGUGUCGUUGUCCCCACCCUGGGUGCUCCUGAUGGAGAUCUCAGCUCCCUGGCUGUCCUGGGGAGGUUUCCACAGCUCCGGAGGUUUGGCGGAGCCUGCGGUGCCUCCCCUCCCAGCCCUGGACGCGGGCUGCACACAGCAGCGGCGCUGCCGCAAUGAAGGCUGCGGCCCCGGCGUGGGGGGGACACCCCGAGCCCCCGAGUCUGGGGGUGCUCUCUGGGCUCCCCGUGCUGCUCCUGGCCCUGCUGGGGCCGCUCAGCGUCCCUGCGGCUCGUGGGGACUGCGGGCCCCCUCCUGCCAUGAGCCACUCCAGGCCCUCCAGCAGCUCCAGCAGCUUCCCGGUGGGGUCCCGGGUGACGUUCAGCUGCAGCGGCGGCGCCCGCAGGAUCCCGGGGCUGCCCGACACCACCGAGUGCCUGCCCGGCGGCGUCUGGUCCAGGCUGCCCGAGCCCUGCGGCCGGAGCUGUGCUGCCCCAGCCAGGCUGAGGUUUGCUGCCCUGUCCAAGGAGGACAAGAGGAGGAAUUUCUUCCCUGUUGGCACCAACGUGAGCUACGUCUGCCGGCCGGGCUACGAGAACAUCUCAGAGAGCUCCUCCUCCAGCACCUGCCUCGAGAACCUGACGUGGUCACAGCCUGCUGAGCUGUGCAGGAGGAGGUCCUGCAGUGCCCCAGCAGCGCUGCCCGGGGGGAGGAUGGGGCCCCUCACAGACCUGCAGCUGGGAGCACGAGUGGCUGUGUCCUGCCAGGAUGGGUAUAAAUUAGUCGGGAAUAAUUUCAUCUGGUGCCAGCUGAAAGGAAACGAUGUUGAAUGGAGCAAACUUCCAACUUGUGAACUGAUCACCUGCUCCGCGCCUCCUCCCAUCAGGCACGGCACGCACGAUGGGCACGGGCUGGAGGUUUUCGUUUGGAACUCCACGGUGAGCUACAGCUGCGAGCCCGGCUUCCAGCUGCGGGGGGAUGGGAGCAAAAGAGCCUGGCUCCAGGGUUCAGCCUGCGAGCAUCGCACCGAGCCGAAGCCGCAGCUCUUGGUUCUGGGAGCCGCUCCCUGCGGGGGCUCGGCAUCCCUGCGGGUCCUUGACAAACUCUUCGCUCCGUUCCUUUUGCCUUAUGCAGCCGCCAUCCCCAUCCAGGCCAGCGAGCUGUGGAAGUGCAGCCAAGCUUUGGAGGACGGAGAUGUUUCCUGGAAGGUGCGGAAUAAGGCGGAGAAGGAGCGGCUGAGCGGGAUGAGGGGGAUGCGCGGCGUGCCUGGGGACUGCGGGCCGCUGCCGAAUAUCAGCCACGCCGAGCCUCGCGGGGACCUCAAACAGCAGCAGAGCUUCAGUGUGGGCUCCACAGUGACCUUCGGCUGUGUCCCGGGUUACACCAAGCGCCCCCUCCUCUCCGACACCAUCCGGUGCCUGCAGAACUCCCGCUGGUCCAGCCUGCCCGACUUCUGCGGCCGUUUUGAGAACACCACAGACCAGCCCCCCACCAGCACCUGUUUGGACGACUUAACGUGGACAGAAGUUCCUACACUGUGUCAGAGGAAAUCUUGUGGUAUUCCAGCCAAACCAGAGCACGGCCAAGUGUUCCUCAUAAAAGAUCAUCUGCUGGGAGCAACAGCCAAGGUGGUUUGUGACCGUGGGUACAGAUUAAAGGGAGCAUCACCUUCCAUCAGGUGUCUCCUGCAGGGUGACAAAGCUGUCUGGAGUCCUCUUCCAGUUUGUCAAGCUCUUUCCUGUCCCCCUCCUCCAGCCAUUCCCCGGGGGCAGCACAGCGCGAACAGCUCGGGGCAGUUCGCGCUGGGCUCCGUCACACGCUACAGCUGCGAGGCGGGGCUGGAGCUGGUGGGCGAGGCCACCCUGCGCUGCGGGGACAAUGGCACCUGGAGCGGGGCCCCUCCCGCCUGCCGAGUUCCCCCAGUAGCCCUUGGAAUUCUAGCUGGGAUCAUCAUGAGGCGGAAAGAGAGUGAAAAGCACUCUUAUAACGUGAAUUUACAAAAGCACGAGGUGAAGGGGAGGGAUGCAGCAAUGCACCCAGAGGUUACGGAUGAGAAGAAGCAACCCAAACCCUGGAAUUCCUAUUUUUGCCUGCAGGGCCCCAUCUGCCCUCCCUGCACGGACCGGCAGCUCCUGGCCCUCGUCCAGGGGGGCACGGCCAGCAGCCCCGUGUGUCCCCUGGCCGGGGAGGGGCCCCCAGCCCACCUGGUGCCCCCGCAGAGCCCCGGCUGCCACGCCUGCCCCGUGUGCUCGGUGCCCACCCACGCUCACCUGUGCCAGCCCAGCGCCUGGCACCCCAUGACCUUUGGUUCCCCCAUUUCCCCCAGUGCCUUCCUGCUAGCAGGAACACGCCUCUGUCCUGGGGAUCCCCCAGCAGCAUCUCCUUCCUCCCCCGGGGGGAACUGGGGUGCCCAUAUCUGCCCCGUGCCCCGGCAGCCGCUGUCCGUGCUGGGGAUGGUGCCCACCUUCACCCUCUGCCUGCUGGGCAGCGCUGCCCUGCUCCUCAGCACCACGCCCAGGGCUCAAGCUGUCCAUUGCCCCUUCCCAAGAGUCCAGUAUGGGACGGUGUUCCCUCAUCACCGUCACUACAGGAAAUGGCAAACUGUGACCUUCACCUGCAGCCCGGGGUACACCCUGCGGGGUCCCCACCGCAGCACCUGCGGAGCCGGCUCCAGGUGGGACCCUCCCCCGCCAGAAUGCCAAAAGGAGGUGACAUGUCCCCGGGCACCGAACAUCGCCAACGGGCGGCACAGCGGGCAUCCCUCGGCCAGGGCGUCCCGGGGAGUGACCGUGUCCUACAGCUGCCAGGAGGGCUUCCAGCUGCUGGGCAGUGUGUCCAUCACCUGCACGGACUCCGGGCUCUGGAGCCGGCCCCUGCCCCGCUGUGAAGCGAUCGGCUGCCGGGUACCCGAGGUGCAGAACGGCAAGGUCCACAACCUGCAGAGCACCUACAGAGCUGGAGAGACUCUGCACUUUUCCUGUGAUGCUGGUUACACCACAGAGGGCCCCGAUGAGGCUCGGUGCCAGCCCGGGGGCAUUUGGGACCCGCCGGUGCUCGUGGGCCAGAGAGCGAUCGGCUGCCGGGUACCCGAGGUGCAGAACGGCAAGGUCCACAACCUGCAGAGCACCUACAGAGCUGGAGAGACUCUGCACUUUUACUGUGAUGCUGGUUACACCACAGAGGGCCCCGAUGAGGCUCGGUGCCAGCCCGGGGGCAUCUGGGACCCGCCGGUGCUCGUGUGCCAGAGAGUCCGGCCGUGCCCGAUGCCUCCAGAGGUCGCCAAUGGAAAUCACAACGGGCAGGACAAAGCGUUCUUUACCGCUGGGAUGUCUGUAAGGUACACCUGCAAUGCCGGCUUUUACCUGGUUGGAAAUGCCGCUGUGUUCUGCAGAGCAUCGGGGAACUGGAGCCAGCCCCGCCCUCGCUGUGAAGAGGUGACAUGUCCCCGGGCACCGAACAUCGCCAACGGGCGGCACAGCGGGCAUCCCUCGGCCAGGGCGUCCCGGGGAGUGACCGUGUCCUACAGCUGCCAGGAGGGCUUCCAGCUGCUGGGCAGUGUGUCCAUCACCUGCACGGACUCCGGGCUCUGGAGCCGGCCCCUGCCCCGCUGUGAAGCGAUCGGCUGCCGGGUACCCGAGGUGCAGAACGGCAAGGUCCACAACCUGCAGAGCACCUACAGAGCUGGAGAGACUCUGCACUUUUACUGUGAUGCUGGUUACACCACAGAGGGCCCCGAUGAGGCUCGGUGCCAGCCCGGGGGCAUUUGGGACCCGCCGGUGCUCGUGUGCCAGAGAGUCCGGCCGUGCCCGAUGCCUCCAGAGGUCGCCAAUGGAAAUCACAACGGGCAGGACAAAGCGUUCUUUACCGCUGGGAUGUCUGUAAGGUACACCUGCAAUGCCGGCUUUUACCUGGUUGGAAAUGCCGCUGUGUUCUGCAGAGCAUCGGGGAACUGGAGCCAGCCCCGCCCUCGCUGUGAAGAGGUGACAUGUCCCCGGGCACCGAACAUCGCCAACGGGCGGCACAGCGGGCAUCCCUCGGCCAGGGCGUCCCGGGGAGUGACCGUGUCCUACAGCUGCCAGGAGGGCUUCCAGCUGCUGGGCAGUGUGUCCAUCACCUGCACGGACUCCGGGCUCUGGAGCCGGCCCCUGCCCCGCUGUGAAGCGAUCGGCUGCCGGGUACCCGAGGUGCAGAACGGCAAGGUCCACAACCUGCAGAGCACCUACAGAGCUGGAGAGACUCUGCACUUUUCCUGUGAUGCUGGUUACACCACAGAGGGCCCCGAUGAGGCUCGGUGCCAGCCCGGGGGCAUUUGGGACCCGCCGGUGCUCGUGUGCCAGAGAGUCCGGCCGUGCCCGAUGCCUCCAGAGGUCGCCAAUGGAAAUCACAACGGGCAGGACAAAGCGUUCUUUACCGCUGGGAUGUCUGUAAGGUACACCUGCAAUGCCGGCUUUUACCUGGUUGGAAAUGCCGCUGUGUUCUGCAGAGCAUCGGGGAACUGGAGCCAGCCCCGCCCUCGCUGUGAAGGGACUGUCUGCAUCAACCCAACUGUAGCCAACGCAAGGCAAGUUGGUGGCCACGGAGCUCUCUCUGCCCCCGGGCAAUCGGUGACAUUUCGGUGCCAGGACGGUUACAGCCUGCGGGGCAGUGCCAGCGUGUCCUGCCAGGAGGAUGGCAGCUGGCAGCCCCCUGCUCCCGAGUGUGACAGAGCCCUGCCUGAGCAGAACUCCUCCAGCAGGCCUCCAGGGAAACAGUGCAGUCACCCUGGUGAGCCUAUGAAUGGCAAGAUUAUUUCCCUGACAAAUCUCCAGCUUGGGUCUACAGUGGUUUACAGCUGUGAGGAAGGGCACAGGUUAAUUGGAAAAGCCAGCAGGCGCUGUGAGGUCUCUGGGGGACGUGUUGCAUGGAGUGGGGAUGUUCCCCUCUGUCAGCGCAUCCCUUGCGAGCCGCCUCCGGACAUCCCCAACGGGCGGCACUCGGGGAGGCUGCAGGACGAGUUCCACUACGGCACCUCGGUGACCUACACCUGCAGCCCCGGGCUCGCCCUGCACGGGGAGCCCUCCAUCCACUGCACCACCCGCGACGGCUACAACGGCGUGUGGAGCGAGCCCCUGCCCGCCUGCGGAGCUGGCUGCAGAGCCCCUGCCAGGCUGGGCUUUGCCGAGCUGAAGGAGCCCCACAGGAACCGAACGGUGUUUCCCGAGGGGAGCAGGGUGGAAUACGAGUGCCAGCCUGGCUACACCCCGCUCCUGGGCGUGUCACCAGCCAUCACCUGCCUCAGCAACCAGACCUGGUCUGCAGCGCCGCAGUUCUGUAAAAGGAAGCAGUGUCCCAACCCAGCGAACCCAGCGAACGGCCGGGCUGCUGUCCUGACAGAUCUCCUCUUCGGAUCCAAAAUCAAUUACACGUGUGACAAGGGGUACAAGCUGGUGGGAGGCUCCCACAGAAUUUGUGAGGUCUCUGGCACAGGUGUCUCGUGGAGUGGGGAUCCUCCUGUCUGCCAGCGUAUCACCUGCGCUGCCCCUCCGGCCAUCGCCCAGGGCACGCACAGCGGGGGCUCCAGGGACAGUUUCUCCUUCGGGGACGUGGUCACCUACACCUGCGCCUCGGGGCUGGCCCCAGCUGGAAACACCUCCCUGUCCUGCACCUCCCUGGACGGGGAGCACGGCACGUGGAGCGGGGCAGUGCCACGGUGCCAAGAGGUGAGGUGUCCUGCGCCCCCCAGCAUCGCCAACGGGCGGCACAGUGCCAGCCCCGGGGCCGGGCACAGCCCGGGCUCGCUGGUUCUCUACUCCUGCGCCGAGGGCUAUUCCCUGCGGGGCAACGCCUCCAUCCGCUGCACGGCCAAGGGAACCUGGAGCCGGCCCCAGCCCCGCUGCCAAGCAACCGGCUGCACCAGGCCAGAGAUCGAGAAUGGAAAAGUCAGUGGGCUGGAGACCACCUACAUGCUGGAGGACACCAUCUUCUUCGAGUGCAACUUUGGCUACGCCUUGAACGGCUCUCAGGGGUCUCAGUGCCAGUUCGGGGGCAAGUGGCACCCUCCAGUCCCCACCUGUGAGAAGUUGCCGCCGUGUCCUGCCCCUCCAGUUAUCAGAAAUGGCCAUCACGACAGCAAGGGUGUGAGCGAGUUCAUCCCUGGCACGUCAGUGAAGUACCGCUGUGACCCUGGGUACAUCCUCACCGGGAAAACCACGGUUUCCUGUUUGCCCUCGGGAGUCUGGAGCAUCCCCUACCCCCACUGUGAAGCGAUCACCUGCAGCAGCCCCAGCAUCAAGGACGGGGAGGUGGCAGAGGGCCGGAGGGCUGCGUACCACCCUGGGGACAAGGUCACCUUCCAGUGCCACCCGGGCUUCGUGCUGAGGGGCAGCCGAGGGGCCGAGUGCCAGCCCGACAGCCACUGGGUGCCCGCUGUCCCCACCUGCCAGCCAGCUGGUUGUGGCACACCAACACCGCUGCUGUUUGCUGAGCUAAGCAAGGAAUAUGAAAAUCAGACUGAGUUUCCUGUUGGGAUGACUGUGAACUACACUUGCCGGCCUGGAUAUGUGGAACAGCCACAGAUAUCACCAACUAUCACAUGUCUCGACAAUCUAACGUGGUCUGAAGCUCAGGAGUUUUGCAAAAUGCUGCAAUGCCCUUCACCUCCAAAUAUUGACAAAGGAAACCAUAACAGCCAGGACUUGGAGGUUUUUCCCACUGGGAUGGUUGUGAACUACAGCUGUGACCCUGGCUACAGCCUCCAGGGACAGGCAUCCAUCUACUGCACUGACUCUGGCAACUGGAGCCUCCCUCUCCCUCAGUGUGCAGGUGGCUGUGGUGCACCUCCAAACCUCAGCUUUGCUGAGCUAACCAGGGAAUACAAAAACCAGCAGGAAUUUGCAGUUGGGGACACCGUGCGCUACAGCUGCCGGCCGGGACACUUGAGACGUCCUGGAAUGCCCCAAACUCUGACUUGCCUCCAAAACCACACGUGGUCUGAAGCCCUAGAGUUCUGUAAAAGGAAGCAAUGUAAACAGCCAGACCCCCCCAGGAAUGGCAGAGUUGUUCUCACAGAUCUCCUCUUUGGGUCGACCGUGAACUAUACGUGUGAUGAAGGGUACAGACUGGUUGGACAGUCCCACAGGAGAUGUGAGAUUUUGGGACGAGAUGUUGCCUGGACUGGUCUGCCUCCCAUCUGUCAGAGGGUGGCGUGCCCAGUCCCACAGAUCCAGAAUGGGAGGGUGGCUGUCCCCAAGCUCCGCUACACCUACAGGGACUCUGUCACCUUCAAGUGCCGCAGAGGCUUCACCCUGCGAGGCCACCCCAGCUCCCAGUGCCGAGGGGACAGGAGGUGGCACCCACCCCCACCUGUCUGUGAGCAGGAUGGAAUGGCAGAACGUUUUCACCACCCUGAUACCACAACAAAGCCAGUGCUGCACUGCUCCAAGCCUGCAAAUAUCACCAACGGGUCUUUCAGUGGCCCAGCAAAAGCAGUUUUUACUCCGGGAACAUCUGUGAACUACAUCUGUGAGCCUGGCUUCUCUCUCCUGGGGACAGCAUCCAUUUAUUGCACAGCAUCGGGAGCCUGGAGCCAUCCCCCUCCCGUCUGCCAAGCUGUGAAGUGUCUGCAGCCUCCAAACAUCCCCAAUGGGAAGGUGAGAGGCAACACCUCAGCCCCCUUUCCCUCCGGAGCCGCGGUCUCCUACAGCUGCAAUCCUGGUUACUCACUGCUCGGGAGCGCUGUCAUCAACUGCACGGGGUCAGGAUCCUGGAGCCAGCCCCUCCCGCAGUGCCAAGGUGAGUCCGGGAUUCCUGGGAAUCCCAUGUGCGACUGGAGCCAGCCCCUCCCGCAGUGCCAAGGUGAGUCCGGGAUUCCUGGGAAUCCCAUGUGCGACUGGAGCCAGCCCCUCCCGCAGUGCCAAGGUGAGUCCGGGAUUCCUGGGAAUCCCAUGUGCGACUGGAGCCAGCCCCUCCCGCAGUGCCAAGGUGAGUCCGGGAUUCCUGGGAAUCCCAUGUGCGACUGGAGCCAGCCCCUCCCGCAGUGCCAAGGUGAGUCCGGGAUUCCUGGGAAUCCCAUGUGCGACUGGAGCCAGCCCCUCCCGCAGUGCCAAGGUGAGUCCGGGAUUCCUGGGAAUCCCAUGUGCGACUGGAGCCAGCCCCUCCCGCAGUGCCAAGGUGAGUCCGGGAUUCCUGGGAAUCCCAUGUGCGACUGGAGCCAGCCCCUCCCGCAGUGCCAAGGUGAGUCCGGGAUUCCUGGGAAUCCCAUGUGCGACUGGAGCCAGCCCCUCCCGCAGUGCCAAGGUGAGUCCGGGAUUCCUGGGAAUCCCAUGUGCGACUGGAGCCAGCCCCUCCCGCAGUGCCAAGGUGAGUCCGGGAUUCCUGGGAAUCCCAUGUGCGACUGGAGCCAGCCCCUCCCGCAGUGCCAAGGUGAGUCCGGGAUUCCUGGGAAUCCCAUGUGCGACUGGAGCCAGCCCCUCCCGCAGUGCCAAGGUGAGUCCGGGAUUCCUGGGAAUCCCAUGUGCGACUGGAGCCAGCCCCUCCCGCAGUGCCAAGGUGAGUCCGGGAUUCCUGGGAAUCCCAUGUGCGACUGGAGCCAGCCCCUCCCGCAGUGCCAAGGUGAGUCCGGGAUUCCUGGGAAUCCCAUGUGCGACUGGAGCCAGCCCCUCCCGCAGUGCCAAGGUGAGUCCGGGAUUCCUGGGAAUCCCAUGUGCGACUGGAGCCAGCCCCUCCCGCAGUGCCAAGGUGAGUCCGGGAUUCCUGGGAAUCCCAUGUGCGACUGGAGCCAGCCCCUCCCGCAGUGCCAAGGUGAGUCUGCGAUUCCUCGGAAUCCCAUGUGCGAGAUUCGAUGUGAAUUCCCGGAUGUCCAAGGUGUUAAAAAGGCCAUUAAAGGAAAUACUUAUCGCUCUGGCACUAACGUCACUCUUGAAUGUGACGAUGGUUACAUGCUGGAAGGCAUCAGUCACACCCAGUGCCAAGAGGAUUUCAGCUGGGACCCUCCCGUGCCAGCCUGUAAACUGACGUCCCCCAAGUCCGGGUCAGUGGGCCUAGGCUGUGUCUCCCGUGCUGUCGCACCUCGGUGUGUUUCCCUGCUCGCUGCUGAGGUGCUGUGCUGCUUUCUCCCUGCUCUCCCAGGGGAGUGUCCCCGGCCGGAGCGGCUGCAGUACGCGGAGCUCGACCCCGGCUCCAGGGAAAUGCAGAAUUUUCCCGUCGGGAGCCGAAUCUCCUUCACCUGCCGCCCGGGAUACAUGAACGUGCCGGGGAUGUCACGCACCUGGACGUGUGGUGAUGACCUGCAGUGGUCAUCCGAAGGCGUGUUCUGUAAAGCAAGAAAAUGUACAUACCCAGGAGACUUGGAAAAUGGUUAUUUUGAUCCAACAAAUCUUUCACUUGGUUCAAAGCUGACAUUUUCUUGUAAUGAAGGGUACAGGCUACGGGGUAAGGAAGAAAUUUCCUGUAUUAUCAAGGGUGGAGGUGUUGACUGGAGUGGACUUCUGCCUUACUGUGAAAAGAUUCCUUGUGAGCCACCUCCCAGAAUAGCCAACGGGGAGUACGAGGAGAGAGAGAGCUACGUGUACCAGAGCUCGGUGACCUACAGGUGCCUGGAUGUGCCCAGUGGCAGUGAUCCCUUCUCCCUCAUUGGCCCAAGCACCAUUCACUGCACAGCUGAUGCCCACUCAAAUGGAGUUUGGAGUGGGCCACCUCCAGAAUGUCGAGUGGUCAAAUGUGAAGAUCCCAGUGUUGAAAAUGGGAGAAAAACAUCUGGAUUUGGAAAUUCCUACACUUACAAGAACUCAGUUGUGUUUGAGUGUUUUCUAGGCUAUUUCCUGGUUGGAGCAGAGGUAAUUACCUGUGAAGAAAAUAGCAACUGGGUUCCUCCAAUACCAACUUGUGAGAAAAUUACUGCAGAUACUUGUCCUGCCCCGAAGAUCCCCAAUGGGGUCCUGGUUUCAAGCAAACCUUCCUAUGGGAAGGGAGAGUCUGUGCAGCUCAGGUGCAAUGCUGGCUGCUCCUUCCCUGGUGGCUCUGCAGAGGUGACAGUGACCUGUCAGGGACAGGGCUCCUGGACUGCUUUACCAUCCUGUGCCUGUGAGUCUGAAGGUUCUGGUUCCACACCAGUCAUAAGUCAUGGGAGGGUGACAGCUGGACAAAAACCCUCCUACUCUGUGGGGGAUUCCAUCACCAUUGAGUGCUACUCAGGGUACACCUUGCAUGGGGAGGCUCAGAUUCAGUACAUUGGGAACAACCAGUGGGAGCCUGCAGUGCCAACCUGCCAGCUCAGUGGAUAUAUUAUAGCCAUCAUCUGUUUGAUUGUGGUAAUUGUGAUGCUCCUGGCAGCCUUCUGGAUCUACAAGAAAUUCUUCUCACAGAAUGGCUCGUACACAGUUGAUGAGAGUUGCAAGGAAAUUUGUAUUUUAAAAACUAAUGUCCCAGCUGAGAUGGAAGAAACUGCACAAAUGAAUUAAUGAAAAGGAAACGUGACAGCACUCCCAGUUGUGCCGAAUAUAAGAUGUGUAAAGCAUGAGUGACCUUUUGGGGGUGGGAGGGAUUUGCAGAGGAAUAUCCCUGUCAGAGCUGGAAAAUGAUUGAUUGCCCUUGCAGUGAGUUGCUGUCCAUGAGUUCCUUGUGCUGUGUCUUGCUCUGCUGCUGAACUGGAGGAGGAGGUGUGUGAUAGGAUCAGAAGUGUGUGUGCAUACAGAUAACACAGACAGAUCCUGCUUUGCCUCCUGGGCCCCUCCCUGUCCUUCUGUGCUCGUGGGCUGGGGGAAAGGCAGUACCUGCAGCAUGCCAGAGUCUGUGGGAGUGCUGCAAGGUCACUGUCCCAGUGCCAGCUGCUGCUGCCUGCUGCCUUCACUGCCACCUUACAGUGGCUUACAGAAGAUGUCAGAUAUUCUCCUCUCUCUCUGCUCCCUCAAACCUGGUUGUCCUUCCCAUCCCUUUUUGCACUUGAGAUGCUGUAAAUGGUUCUGUUGUUUCCUUUGUGCUCUGAAAUGUGUUGUUGCUCAUUCCCUGGAGAAUCUGGUGCCAUUUAGGGCGAUGUCUUUUGGAAACUCUCACAAUUAAGAUCUUACAUACUCUACCUCUUUGUCUGCCAAAGUUGGUUGCUGUAUAUAUAAUGAAUUAAAGUGUGCCUUGAAAUCAGACUUUUAUAGCUUUUCCUUUGCUUCUGAGAAGGAAAAAAGCCAUAUAUAUUCUGAUUCUUUGCUAUAAUCCCCCAAAGACUGCAGUGGAUUUGUUGGAACUGCAAACUGAAGCAUUCUGUAGCAAAGGCAUCCCCUGCCUGUUGACAGGAGGUCCCUAAUUAAAGGAACUGCUAAGAGCUCAGUGGGGGCCAUGUCCUGUCAUGAGCACAGUGGAAGUUCCUUAGGGUGCUUGAUUUUAGUGAGCCUUGAUGUCAGUUCUGGAGAUCUUCUGUUGCUUUCAAGGAUAGAAACAGGUGCUGUGUCAUCCACCUGCCUUGCUUCUUCACUUGAGCUCACGUACUCCACAUUUCUAACCUCUGGCUGCAGACUGGGAUGUUAAAUCAAGCUCUGAAAAGCUGCAUUUAGCAUCAGAUUGCUGUUUAGAAGCAGAAGCUUUUCCCUGUCACCCACUUCUCGUGUGCAAGGAAAGCCAAACCAGUUCAAUUGUGGGAGAUGUGGUGGUCUCUUGUUUGCUGCUUGUCCAUCAAAUGUUUUAGUCCAGAUUCUGACUCCAGGAGCUCCCACCACAAUGUUUGCCACUAGUUGAGACUCACUGCUACAUCCAAUUGCUAAAUCUUAACUAGAACAGGUUUUAGCUUCACGAGUCUCACUGUCAGCAUCCAGGCAGCUUCUGAUUUUCACAGAAAACCCAAAUAGUCUCACUUCAGAUGCCUGAGGCAGCGUUGAAACUGCUCUGGCUUGUCUGUGGCUGCUUGGCACUGCUCUCCCUGUCAUCAACAGCUUGUUGGAGUGGCACUGAGCUGUUUGGGGCUUGAUGGGGCUUUUUGGGACAAUCCCAGCAGUCGUAUUGUUGGAGUUCAUAAUAGGCUGUGCUUAUUAGAAAGGGGCUUUGGCUCUGCAGGAGGAUUUGCUGUUCGUGGCCUGGCUGAUAGCUCAGUUUGAGAGAUGUUUGUAAACACUGGGAUGUGUGACUGGGACUGAGUGUGGUGCUGGUCAGGAGCUCAGCUUGCUUUGUGUGGCAUCUGCAAUGUGCUGAAAUACACUGGAAUGUUGUUAACUGGGAAGUGAAAUCACUGUACAAAGUGGCCCUAUUUUUAUUCUUCUCUCUGGAUGUAAAGAUUAGCAAUGAUUUGUAAUAUUCCAAAUAAAAAUGUUAAAUUAUUUAGCA